CUCCUGUCCUUUCCUUUUCAGCAGCUGUAUCGAUAGUCCAGGAAAACGACACGUGUAAAUAGAAACAAGUGGCCAAUUCCUACAAACAAUUAGUGUAUCAAGAUGCAGAUGCUUACGAAGUUUGAGUCGAAAAGCAACCGCGUUAAAGGCAUUGCAUUCCACCCGAAGCGUCCGUGGAUUUUAGCGUCGCUGCAUAACGGGUGCAUUCAGUUGUGGGAUUACCGCAUGGGCACCCUUCUCGAACGAUUUGACGAACAUGAUGGUCCUGUUCGAGGUAUUGCCUUCCAUCCCACUCAGCCUCUUUUUGCAUCCGGUGGUGACGACUACAAAAUCAAGGUCUGGAAUUAUAAAACGCGCCGUUGCCUUUUCACCUUGAGCGGCCAUCUCGACUACGUUCGUACCGUUUUCUUUCAUCAUGAGAAUCCUUGGAUUAUUUCAGCUUCAGACGAUCAGACUAUUCGCAUUUGGAACUGGCAAUCGAGAACCUGCAUUGCCAUCUUGACAGGUCAUAAUCACUAUGUCAUGUGCGCUCAGUUCCACCCGAAGAACGACCUCGUGGUCUCCGCCUCCAUGGAUCAAACUGUCCGUGUUUGGGAUAUCACCGGUCUUCGUAAAAAGAACCAGGCACCUACUUCCAUGGCUUUCGAGGAUCCCUUUUCUCGUCAGAGUCCUCAGGCUGAUUUAUUCGGAAGCACCGAUGUCAUGGUAAAGUAUGUCUUGGAAGGCCACGAUCACGGUGUCAACUGGGCAUCUUUCCAUCCCACGUUGCCGUUGAUCGUAUCCGCAGGUGACGACCGUCAAGUCAAGCUUUGGAGAAUGAGCGAUACACGAGCUUGGGAGGUGGACAGCUGUCGAGGUCACUUUAACAAUGUGUCCAAUGCUAUUUUCCAUCCACGUCAGGAGCUCAUUCUGUCGGACGGUGAAGACAAGUCGAUCCGGGUAUGGGAUAUGACCAAACGUACCGCGGUGGCCACCUUCAGACGAGAUCAUGAUCGUUUCUGGGUACUGACGGCUCAUCCUGAACUGAACCUAUUUGCUGCAGGUCAUGACAGUGGUUUAAUCGUAUUCAAGUUGGAGCGUGAACGUCCCGCUUUCCAGGUUCAUCAGCAACAAUUAUACUAUGUCAAGGACAAAAUCAUUCAUGUUCACGAUUUUGCAAGCACCGCUGAUCAGGAAGUAUUGAGUGUGCGCAAAUUGGGUUCUCAGUAUAUUCAACCCCGCACCUUGUCCUAUAACCCUGCCGAACGCGCCGUGCUUUUGACUUCGCCUCAUGAAGGUGGGAUCUAUGAGCUUUAUCACUUGCCCAAGAACUUGUCGGGUAGUCUGAAAGAACCGGCCGAUGAAGCCAAGCGUGGUACCGGACAAUCGGCCUUGUUCAUUGCUCGUAACCGUUUCGCCGUGUUUGACAAGGUCAAUCAGCAAAUUGAAAUCCGUGACUUGUCCAACACUGUGACCAAGUCCUUCAAGACGCCCACUCAAGUCAAUGAAAUCUUUUAUGCUGGUACCGGCAACCUGAUUUUAUCGUCCGCCAAUUCCGUCAUUUUGUUCGAUAUCCAGCAACGACGUAUUGUCAAUGAACUUCCAGUAGCUGCAGUGAAGUACGUUGUAUGGUCUGCCGAUUAUGGCAUGGUGGCUUUGCUUAGCAAACAUUCCAUCACGCUCGCCGAUAAAAACUUGACCCAGAUGUGCCAGAUUCAUGAGACCAUCCGUAUCAAGAGCGGUGUUUGGGAUAAUUCGGGCGUCUUUUUGUACAGCACAUUGAACCAUAUCAAAUAUGCUUUGCCACAAGGAGAUAACGGCAUCAUUCGCACUUUGGAACAGCCCGUGUAUUUGGCCUCAGUGAAAGGAAAGACGCUGUACAUCCUCGAUCGUGACGGUCAGGCUCGCUCCAUUACCAUUGACCCUACAGAGUAUCGAUUCAAGUUGGCUCUUAUCAAACGUCAAUACGAAGAAGUGCUCCACAUCAUUCGCAAUUCCAAUCUCGUCGGUCAAUCUAUCAUUGCUUAUUUACAAAAGAAAGGAUAUCCUGAGAUCGCCUUGCAUUUCGUUCGCGAUGAUCGCACACGAUUUGAACUUGCUUUGGAAUGUGGUAAUUUGGAUAUCGCGGUUGAAACUGCCAAAAAGAUGGACAAGUAUGAUUGCUGGAGCAAAUUGAGCACCGAGGCUUUGAGACAAGGCAACUAUAAGAUUGUUGAACUUGCUUAUCAACGCACCAAGAACUAUGAUCGCUUGUCCUUCUUGUAUUUGACCACCGGCAACGAAACCAAUCUCCGUCAAAUGAUGAAGAUUGCUGAACUCCGUCAAGACCCCAUGUCCCGUUUCCAGAACGCUCUGUAUCUCAAUGAUGCUGAAGAACGGGUUCGCGUGCUCCAAGAUGUCGGUCAAAUGCCGUUGGCGUAUUUGACUGCCAAAACUCACGGACUUCAAGAACAAGCCGAUGCUAUUUUGGCGGCGGUGGGCAAGACCGAAGACGAAGUGGAAUUACCCAGUGUAUCCGAGCGUUUGCCUUCGCCCAUGACACCUAAAGUGCAAUUAGAAGAUCCCAACUGGCCUCUGUUGACGGUUUCCAAGAGCUAUUUUGAAGGUGCUUUCGCGCUGGCUGAACAGAACCCUACUGAAGCCGCUGCGGCUCCUUCGUUCUUGUACAAUGACCAAAUGGAUGCUGCGGAAGAAGCCGGUGGUGCGUGGGGUGUGGAUGAUGAUGACUUGGAUAUUCCUGGUAUCAAUAACAAGCAUGCCUUGCAACCUGAUGCCGAUGCACUGGAAGCCGAGCCUGGUUUGGAAGCGGAUGAAGAAGGCGCUGGAUGGGAUGUGGAUGAUGAUGAUGAUAUCCGCGCACACAUUGAUUCCGAAAUCAGUCGAGCGGCAGCACAAGAAACGGCCGAAUUCGUCGCUCCUACCCCCGGCACGAGCGAAACAGCCGCCUGGAUACAGAACUCACCUUUGGCCGCAGAUCAUAUUGCAGCAGGGUCCUAUGAUACUGCAAUGCAGACCUUAAAUCGUCAAGUGGGUGUUGUCAAUUUCGAACCGUUGAAACCCUACUUCUUGUCCAUUUCGCAAGCUUCUUGUGUCUAUCUAUCAUCGAUGCCUUCGAAUCCAACUUUGCCCUUCUACCUUCGCCGCCAACCCGAAGAUUCGAAUCCACGCACCAGCUUGCCGGUCACCGUUCACAAUUUCCAACACAUCGUGUCCAACCAGCUUCAACUGGGAUACAAGCUUUUCUCGGACGGAAGGCUCGCUGCGUCGGCCACUCAGUUCAAGCAUGUUCUGCAUUCCAUUCUAUUCACAGUGGUGGCUAACAAAGUGGAAGCCGAUGAAGUGGAACAGCUCAUUGGUAUUUGUAAAGAAUAUAUCAUGGGUCUCGCGAUAGAAACCAAACGUCGAGCUACGGCUGGUACCGAACCGGAAAGCUUGAAGCGUGCUUUGGAAUUGGCGGCGUACUUCACCCACAGUCAGUUACAGGUUCCCCAUCUUCGACUGGCGCUCCGUCAAGCCAUGAAACAAGCCUUCCGACUUCGAAACUUUAGCACUGCCACCCACUUUGCUCGACGCCUCCUUGAAUUGGCACCACCCCAAAAGGCUGCCGAUGAGGCUCGCCAAAUUCAAAGCGUAUGUGAACGCAACCUACGAGAUGAAAUUGAGUUGGAAUACGACCAGUACAAUCCUUUCGUGGUGUGUGGUAUUACGUUUGAGCCGAUUUACAAGGGUUCUCCUCAGGUCAAUUGUCCCUUCUGUCAAGCCAGCUAUAAGCCUGAAAUGAGCGGAAAACUGUGCACUGUUUGUGAAGUGGCUCAAAUUGGAGCCAACGGUUCUGGCCUUCGAGUCAUGUUAUAAAAUUUUUGCUUAGCUCAAUUUACAACCAUUUUCUUAUCAAACACAGCGAGCGAGAUAUAACAAAAAAAAAGCCAAAACAAAAAAGAU
Messenger RNA from Radiomyces spectabilis, 3921 nucleotides. RefSeq names its product coatomer protein alpha subunit. Gene Ontology annotation, molecular function: protein binding; structural molecule activity. Gene Ontology annotation, cellular component: COPI vesicle coat. Gene Ontology annotation, biological process: intra-Golgi vesicle-mediated transport; endoplasmic reticulum to Golgi vesicle-mediated transport; retrograde vesicle-mediated transport, Golgi to endoplasmic reticulum. The transcript is spliced from 15 exons. The record is from RefSeq and is a predicted model, not a curated record. The coding region runs from base 103 to 3834 and encodes 1243 amino acids. Lineage: Eukaryota; Fungi; Mucoromycota; Mucoromycetes; Mucorales; Radiomycetaceae.